AAGUUUCACUUCCUGGAAGCAGAAACUCACUCCGUCGCUGCUGCUCAGAUGAGAACAUGGCUCAGAAAGGAGGUAAUGUUUAUUCAGAGAGCAUCUCUUGUUCCAUCUGUCUGGAUCUCCUGAAGGAUCCAGUGGCUCUCUCCUGUGGACACAGCUACUGUAUGAAGUGUAUUGAAGCCCACUGGGAUGGAGAGGACCUGAAGACAACCUACAGCUGCCCUCAGUGCAGGAAGACCUUCACACAGAGGCCUGUCCUGGACAAGAACGUCCUGUUAGCAGAGUUAGUGGAGGAGCUGAAGAAGACUGGACUCCAAGCUGCUGCUGCUGAUCACUGCUAUGCUGGAGAUGAAGAUGUGUCCUGUGAUGUCUGCACUGGGAGGAAGAUGAAGGCUGUCAAGUCCUGUCUGGUCUGUCUGGUCUCCUACUGUGAGAAACACCUUCAGCCUCACUAUGAGUCUCCAGCCUUUAAGAAACACCAGCUGGUGGAGCCCUCCAAGAACCUCCAGGAGAACAUCUGCUCUCGUCAUGAUGAGGUGAUGAAGAUGAUCUAUCGUACUGAUCAGCAGUUGAUCUGUUAUCUCUGCUCUGUGGAGGAACAUGAAGACCAUGAAACAGUCAAAGCUGCAGCAGAAAGGACUGAGAGGCAGAAGAAGCUGGAGGAGAGUCGACUGAACAUCCAGCAGAGAAUCCAGGACAGACAGAAAGACGUGAAGCUGCUUCAACAGGAGAUGAAGGACAUCAGAGUCUCUGCUGAUAAAACAGUGGAGGACAGUGAGAAGAUGUUCACCCAGAUGAUCCAUCUCAUCCAGAACAGAAGCUCUGAGGUGGAGCAGCAGAUCAGAUCCCAGCAGGAGACCGAAGAGAGUCGAGUCAAAGGGCUUCAGGAGAAGCUGGAGCAGGAGAUCAAGGAUCUGGAGAGGAAAGAUGCUGAGCUGAAGCAGCUCUCAGAUCUAGAAGAUCACAACCAGUUUCUCCACAAAUACCCCUCAGUGUCAGCACUCAGUGAGUCCAAACCUUCAUCCAGCAUCAACAUCUGUCCUCAGAGACACUUUGAGGACAUGACAGCAGCUGUGAAAGAGCUCAGAGGUAAACUAGAGGACGUUCUGAAGGACACCUGGACAAACAUCUCACCGUCAGAUGUUCUACCACCACAACCAGAACCACAACCAGCCCUAGAACCAGAACAAGAACCAACGACCAGAGCUGGAUUCUUAAAAUAUUCACAAGAAAUCAUUCUGGAUCCAAACACAGCACUCAAAAGGUUGCUCUUCUCCAAUGGGAACAGAAAAGUGACAGCAGUGAGUCAACAACAGUCUUAUCCUGAUCAUCCAGACAGAUUCACUUAUUAUUUUCAGAUCCUGAGUAGAGAGAGUCUGACUGGACGAUGCUACUGGGAGGUGGAGAGGACAGGAGGAGGAGCUUCUGUUGCAGUUUCAUACAAGAACAUCUUCAGAGCAGGGAAGUCACAUGAAUGUGGAUUUGGACUCAAUGACAAGUCCUGGUCUUUAUACUGUGACGCCAGCGGGUACAAGUUCUGGUACAAGAACCUGAAAACUUCCGUCUCUGGUCCUCAGUCGUCCAGAAUCGGAGUUUACCUGGAUCACAGAGCAGGUAUUCUGUCCUUCUACAGCGUCUCUGAAACCAUGACUCUCCUCCACAGAGUCCAGACCACAUUCACUGAGCCGCUACAUGCUGGAGUUUGACUUUAUUAUGCUGGAAACACUGCAGAGUUCAUUAAACCCAAAUAGACUGAAGUCUCUCAAAGACGGCUGGUUAGAAUGAUUCAGUCUCCAUCAUUUUCCACUGUAAAACAUGCUUAACAUUCACUUUUACAACAAUUUACUGUUGUUUUAAAGAGUUAAACGAGAGAUAAUAUGUAUAAAAAUGUUAAUUUAUAUGUUGAGUGUAAAAAAAAAAAAAAAAAAAAAAAAGGGGUAAAAGUAUUUCCAAAAAGUUUACACCAUCUUACUGAUGCUGUCCAGAUCCAUGAUGAUUCCACGUCUGGACAGUUUAUAGUUCUGUUCAUCUAAAGGGGAAAAAAACUGUCUUUAACUUGGUUUUUAUGCAGUUUGUAAAUCAACGUUUUCUAUUUCUGAUUGUUUCUGAAAGCAUUUGGAUUAUUAGAUUGUUUUCUGUGCAGCUGUUUCCUUUUCUCACCAUCGCUUCACUGAAUGGUAUGUUGUUGUAUUUUUAAAUGUCAUUAUUUGUAUUUUUCACUUCUACCAGUUUUGGACUUCACAGUUUUUCCUGAAUGUAGAUUUUGAGGAAUUAUGAGCUGAGUUUGUGUUUUGUAUUUUUCAUUUCUGAUUUAUAUUAAGUUUUGCUUGUUUGGCUUUUUGUGUAUCUGAAGUUAAAUUAGGAAAUUUAACGUGUUUUGUUGGAAAUUUGAAGCCUUUGAUUUCUGUCAAUUAAUGUCAAAGAUAAAGUUAAUGUUGAACA
Molecule: messenger RNA, 2439 nt
Organism: Amphiprion ocellaris (clown anemonefish)
Lineage: Eukaryota; Metazoa; Chordata; Actinopteri; Pomacentridae
Product: tripartite motif-containing protein 16-like
Exons: 1
Coding region: 57-1703 (548 amino acids)
Molecular function (GO): zinc ion binding; protein binding
Source: RefSeq, a predicted model, not a curated record